This is a messenger RNA of Spodoptera litura, 3123 nucleotides long. Its product is annotated as juvenile hormone esterase. NCBI's taxonomy places the organism in Eukaryota, Metazoa, Arthropoda, Insecta, Lepidoptera, Noctuidae. The record is from RefSeq and is a predicted model, not a curated record.
CCGCACUAGGCUCGGACGCGAGAGGUCGCCAUCGCCGAUCACUUCCCUGAGGGCACGGCGGUGCCCAGCUCACGCAAGGUAUUCCCCUAUUGUGUGUUCCACCGUAUCCUCAGGGCGGUCCUCGCAGUGAUGACACCCAGACGGGCUUCAGGGCUAGGCUAUAACUGCUGAAAAUAUAAUAUGAAAUCCCAAUAAAUACGUCACGCGUAUUAGUAUUUCUGUUUGUCGUCAUUUAGCAUAAACUAAACACACUUUUUAUCGGAACUAAAAUAAAGUUUUUGUAAUGAACUAAUUCGUAUGACGUCAUUAGGUAAUAACCAAAAAAGUAUUCGAGUUCAAAAGCCUUUAGUAAUAGAGAAGUCUUGAUAAAUAAAAUGACAGCAUAUAUGACAAUAAGUUAUUCUGACGUCAUAUCGAACGCUGACCUAUGACAGCCUUGGAUUAGACGAGCGCAGGACAUAAACAAAGUUGUGGGAGGGGGGAAGGGUAGUGUCAUAAUGUCUGUUGAUCUCACCUCAGUGUUUAGGUGAGACAGACCGCGCUAAGUCGUCAGCGUAAUUUCAUUAAUAUUGAUACAAUCUGAUAAUAUACUCCAAGUAUGCGGCCGGCAUUUAUUGUUCUAUUGGUGGUAGUACUGAAUCAGUGUGAUGCGAGUGAAUGGAGACAGGUGCAUACCGCGCAGGGAGAUGUGCACGGACGCAAGGACCCUGAUGGUGGACUGUACAGCUUUUACAAUAUACCGUAUGCUACAGUACCUACAGGACCCGAUAAGUAUAAGGCUCCCCUGCCAGGACCGGUGUGGCAGGAACCACUUGUUGCUGUGGACAAGAAGAUAGUAUGCUGGCAAGCAAACACUCAAUUAAUGGAUUUAACUUUUACAAAUAUGCAAGAAGAUUGUCUCAUUGCAAAUGUAUUUGUCCCCGACACAGAAGAAAAGAACCUUCCAGUAUUAGUAAUCAUACACGGAGGAGGAUUUGAAAUUGGAUAUGGUGACAUGAUAUCGCCUAAAAACUUUGUAAGAACUAAGAAAAUUAUUGUUGUUAAUUUCAACUACCGUCUUGGAGUACACGGAUUCUUGUGUCUGGGCUCAAAAACCGCUCCAGGUAACGCUGGACUGAAGGACCAAGUGGCUCUACUUCGCUGGGUGAAGAGAAAUAUUGCUAAUUUUGGAGGCAACCCUGAUGAUGUUACUGUAUCAGGCGGUAGUGCUGGCAGCAUGUCUACACAAUUGUUGACGCUGUCAAAGUCAGCGGAAGGACUUUUCACCAAAGUCAUACCAGAAAGUGGGGUUGAUGUAUCAACUGCUGCUUUUCAGUUAGAUCCACUUGAUAAUGCCAAAACUUACGCUAGAAUGUUAAACUUUACAGAUGUAGAUGAUUUUAAGGCUUUAGAAGAAUUUUAUAAGAAUUUUUCUUUGAAAUCAAUUAUAGUGGGUUCAUUUGGUACCAGGCAAAAUGCAACAUUUUUGUUUGCGCCGUGUAUGGAAAACGAUACAGAUGAUCAAUCAAUGUUCACCGAUUAUCCAGUAAACAUAAUCAAGAAGGGUAAAUAUAAAAAAGUCCCUACUUUAAUUGGCAUCGCCAAUAUGGAAGGAACAUGUCAACUACAUAAUUUUGAUUUGUGGAAAGAUGUUAUGAACGAAAAAUUUUCCGACUUCUUGCCCGGUGAUUUACAAUUUCCAAGUGAGGAAGAAAAAGAGGAAGUAAGUAAAAAAGUUAAGGAAUUUUAUUUCGGAGAUCAGCCGGUAGGCGAUAAUACAAUAUUGUCUUAUAUUGACUAUUUCGGAGAUAUUAUCAUAAACUUUCCAACAUGGAGAUCUGUAAAACUGCACGUAGAAGCCGGACAUGAUCAAAUAUAUUUAUAUGAAUAUUCCUUCGUGGAGGACAGUACUCCUGUAGUUCCUCAUACCGACGUGCGCGGAGCUGGACAUUGUGCUCAGACAGGAGCACUACUUGAUGGAAUACCUUUCGUAUCCGCCGAUGAGAGUAAAUUAUCAGAAGAGUAUAAACAAAUGAAAUCGACAAUUAGAGAUAUUUGGUACAACUUCGCAGUACAUAGGUCACCUAUACCGCAAGGAUCGUCUCUGCCCGCCUGGCCAGCGGCUGGUGCUGAUGGCAGCCCAUAUAUGUCUUUUGGAAAAACAAUUGAUUUAGGAAAUGGAACAUUUCUUGGGGAACGAGCACAAUUGUGGAAUGAUAUUUAUGAAAAGUAUUACAAGGCGCCAGUAGCGCCACCAAAACAAGGACGUAUAGACUUAUAACUGUUAACAUAUCAAACUGAAAUUCAAAUGUUUUUAUAUUUGGUUGUUUUUUUGUUAUAAUUAUAACUAUCGCUAGCUAUGUUAAUCUAGUUUAUAUGCAUAACUGCGUGUACUGAGUCCCGGUCGUGGUUUGAAACUAGUCAAGUAUCCUCAAUCCUCAUUAUAUAAAAAAGUGUUUUAUUAUUAGAAGGCGUUUUUUUCCAAAAUGAUUCCACAAGAAUACCUGAACUGAGAAUGACGACUGAAUGUAAAUAAUAUAAUCGGGUAUACUUAGCUGUGAGCAAAUUACUAGCGUUGCCUUGGAUUCGCCUUGCCUUGCCUGGGAUGAUGGAAUGUGAUUAAUCGCGUUCAUCAUGUAGAUUUAUAUAAAAUAUCAUUCAUUAUUUUUUUUAAUUUAGUCUCAUACACGCAACAUUCUCAUACACACAAGCGAACAUUAUAGUUUGUUCGCUUGUGUCAUGGGUGCGUGUCCGAAAAUAUAAUUUGUUAUAGGAAUUGAACCCAAACUCCGGUAAAACCGGUUGCUACCGGUUUUACUACCAGCAACCGGUUUUACCUAGCUACUGCGGGGUUGCUUGGCUACUGCAGUAAUCACUGCACGUUAAACAUAUUUAUAUGCCUGUUUUCUGGUAGCAAAUUACCAGAUUUGUUAUUAGUCCCAAAGAAGACACUGCCCCACAUAAUACAAAAGAGCUCAAAGCAAUGAUGAAUACCUUUGGAUUCGAUUUGAGUACAGAUUUAAACACAGAGAUGGGUAAAUUAUAAAAUACUAAAGAUGAUAAAAUGUGCAACGGGUGAGAGUUCCAAAAACUGGAUAGCUCCACCUGAUCUACAAAAACUUUUUAACAAUAUCGAUACAAAUU